This is a messenger RNA of Xenopus tropicalis (tropical clawed frog), 867 nucleotides long. Its product is annotated as extensin-like. The transcript has a single exon. The record is from RefSeq and is a predicted model, not a curated record. Lineage: Eukaryota; Metazoa; Chordata; Amphibia; Anura; Pipidae. Bases 1 to 867 code for a protein of 288 amino acids.
AUGACUCCUACCCACACCCCGGCCAACAUUCCCCCCAUGACUCCUACUCACACCCCGGCCAACAUUCCCCCCAUAACUCCUACCCACACCCCGGCCAACAUUCCCCCCAUGAAUCCUACCCACACCCCAGCCAACAUUCCCCCCAUAACUCUUACCCACACCCCAGCCAACAUUCCCCCCAUUACUCCUACCCACACCCCAGCCAACAUUCCCCCCAUGACUCCUACCCACACCCCAGCCAACAUUCCCCCCAUGACUCCUACCCACACCCCAGCCAACGUUCCCCCCAUGACUCCUACCCACACCCCAGCCAACGUUCCCCCCAUGACUCCUACCCACACCCCAGCCAACGUUCCCCCCAUGACUCCUACCCACACCCCAGCCAACAUUCCCCCCAUGACUCCUACCCACAUCCCAGCCAAUGUUCCCCCCAUAACUCCUACCCACACCCCAGCCAACAUUCCCCCCAUAACUCCUACCCACACCCCAGCCAACGUUCCCCCCAUGACUCCUACCCACACCCCAGCCAACAUUCCCCCCAUGACUCCCACCCACACCCCAGCCAACGUUCCCCCCAUGACUCCUACCCACACCCCAGCCAACAUUCCCCCCAUGACUCCCACCCACACCCCAGCCAACGUUCCCCCCAUAACUCCUACCCACACCCCAGCCAACAUUCCCCCCAUAACUCCUACCCACACCCCAGCCAACAUUCCCCCCAUGACUCCUACCCACACCCCAGCCAACAUUCCCCCCAUGACUCCUACCCACACCCCAGCCAACAUUCCCCCCAUGACUCCUACCCACACCCCAGCCAACAUUCCCCCCAUGACUCCUACCACACCCCGGCCAACAUUCCCCCCAUGA